AUGAGUUUGUGGGCUGACAAAUAUAAACCAACUACACUGGAUCAAUUGACAUAUCAUGACGAUCUGUCUUUGCAUUUGAAGCGACUGGCUGCUAGUGAAAACUUUCCACACAUGCUGUUCUACGGACCUUCUGGUGCCGGAAAGAAAACACGCCUUGCCGCCGUGCUUAGAGAAAUAUAUGGACCUGCCGUUGAGAAACUCAAAAUCGAUCAACGUCAAUUCAUCACAAGCUCCAAUCGUAAAAUGAUCUUUACCGUCGUCUCCAGCAAUUUCCACGUUGAAUUAAAUCCUAGUGAUCUCGGCAUGUACGAUCGUGUGAUUGUACAGGACGUAAUCAAAGGCAUAGCACAAACACAGCAAAUUGACGCCAACGCAAGGCAUCCAUUCAAAGUGGUGGUCAUCGAUCAGGCCGACGAACUCACACGAGAAGCCCAGGCAGCACUGCGUCGUACCAUGGAAAAAUAUACAUCCAAUAUGCGUUUAAUUCUGUGCUGUAACAGCUUGAGUAAAAUUAUUGCCCCUGUUCGAUCCCGUUGUUUACUCGUGCGGGUAGCUCGUCCUGAUAUUGAAGAGGUCACCGAAGCUUUACAACUGGUCGCGAAAAAGGAAGGCUUCCCGCUCAACAAAACUCUCGCUCAGAAUAUCGCUCAAGACACGCAGUGCAACUUACGAGCCGCCCUGUUGUCUCUCGAAAGCACAGCCGUACGACAUCCAGAUCUGGCCGAUGUUCAGCGACCGGAAAAAUUGGAUUGGGAAGUAGCGAUCAACAAGAUUGCAAAAAUGAUUUUGGAGGAACAAUCGCCUGCGAGAUUACUUGCCGUCCGAACACAUUUGUACGAUCUUAUCUCCCAUUGCAUUCAAUCUAGCCUCAUCAUCAAGAAUUUGGCUUUUGAGUUGGCGGACGCAGUCGAUAACGAUUUCAAAAAGAUCAUCAUUGAAAAAGCAGCUUUUCACGAGCAUCGAUUGCGAGUGGGAAGAAAAGACAUUUUUCAUUUAGAAGCAUUCGUUGCCAGUGUUAUGUCCGCAUACAAAAUGUAA
Messenger RNA from Radiomyces spectabilis, 1038 nucleotides. Its product is annotated as DNA clamp loader. The record is from RefSeq and is a predicted model, not a curated record. Lineage: Eukaryota; Fungi; Mucoromycota; Mucoromycetes; Mucorales; Radiomycetaceae. Gene Ontology annotation, molecular function: ATP hydrolysis activity; DNA clamp loader activity; DNA binding. The coding region runs from base 1 to 1038 and encodes 345 amino acids. Gene Ontology annotation, cellular component: nucleus; Ctf18 RFC-like complex; Elg1 RFC-like complex. The transcript has 10 exons. Gene Ontology annotation, biological process: DNA repair; DNA-templated DNA replication.